AUGGAGUUCCAUUUUGGACCCGAGAACUCAAAAGGUUCAGAGCACCUGUUAGAUGGAGUACAAUAUGCGCUUGAGUUACAAAUCAUAGCGUUCAAUUGUAAACUAUACAAAACAUACCAGGCCGCAUCCAAAGCCCCGUUCGGUUUGGUCAUCCUCGGGCUGUGGGGACAGGAGACUUCGGACGUGAAAACGGAAGAAACAUUGUUCGGUUUUAUGGGUNUCACGGUGAACAGUGUGGUCUUUAUUCGGGAAUUCGAUCUCACUCCACUGAUAAACCUGGUGAAUUUCAGCAAAUUCUAUCGAUACACCGGUUCCAUGACUGCGCCACCCUGUACGGAGAACGUGAUUUGGACCAUCUUCGAGAAGCCCUUCCCCAUUCUAUCCAGUCAACUACAAUUACUACGAUCCCAACCGUUUCCGGAAACCGAAACCGCCAAAAUCAUGGGAAACAAUUUUCGUCCGACCCAGCCGUUAUUCUCUCCGAACAGCUCUGCACUACCCCGAGUGGUCUAUCAAUCACCGGAUCGAGCGGGAACCGGAUCAUUUCGUUCUCUGGGGAUCGGUUUUGUCACGCUUGUUCUAGUCCUGCAAGAACUGCUCAGCUCAGCCAAUAGAUAG
Echinostoma caproni is the source of this 618-nucleotide messenger RNA. NCBI's taxonomy places the organism in Eukaryota, Metazoa, Platyhelminthes, Trematoda, Plagiorchiida, Echinostomatidae. The record is from the annotation of a GenBank genome assembly.